Molecule: messenger RNA, 2261 nt
Organism: Nomascus leucogenys (northern white-cheeked gibbon)
Lineage: Eukaryota; Metazoa; Chordata; Mammalia; Primates; Hylobatidae
Gene: TMEM140
Product: transmembrane protein 140
Source: RefSeq, a predicted model, not a curated record
GAGGCUGCAUCUCAAAAACAAACAAACAAACAAAAACGUCUAAGUUUUCUAUAACUUAUACUACCAUUGUCAGGAAAAAAUUUGUAUUAGUUUUUAAAGUAAAGAGUAUAUGAUGGGAUUUCAUCACCAGGUGAUGUCUUGACCCAGUAAUGAGUUCCCAGAGCACUGCAGGUAAAAUCAGGGUGGGUGUGUCAGUGGUCCUCGACCCAGGCUCACCUUCGAAUGAGCUGCAGAGCUUCAGAAACACACCAGUGCCCAGCCCUAAGCACAGAAGUUGAGCUCUGAUUGAUCUGUGGCCAGCAAUGGGUAGUUCUUACAGCUCCCCAGGUGGUUGUCUUGGCAGUGGUGGUGAAAACCAAUAGCUUCCUCCACCUUUAGGUCUCCAUUAAGAGUGGGCCUUGCCCUUCACCUCAGUAAAACCCACCUUCAAAAAAGAUCUGAGAAAUCCCCUCACUAGUGUUUCCAAUGGCUUGUUGUAUUUGGACUGGAGCAAAGCCUUUGGCUAAAGAGCACUUCACUCAGUUUAAGAUGUUUCACACUUUCAAAGCUGCUUGGGAGAGACUUUUCCUCCUGACCUCAAAUCAGAGGGCAGCUAAUGACUUAUUAGCAAAUAGAUCCUGGCAGGAGGUUACCUCAGAUUUCUGGUCCUUGGCGGAGGACAGGGUAGGAGGGAAACUUGCCAUGGGUUUGUAAGAAAUGCCAAAGGGAGAACAUGAGCUUGUAUGGACACAGGGAGCAAGCGAGGGGGAGAUGGACUGACUGCUGUGACUUCCCCGCAGGUCCCCCCGCAGAGGGCAGGAGAGAUGGCCAGCCCAAGGCUUCGGUGGCGUGACCAGCUGCUGUUUGUGAGCAUCAUAGUCCUCGUGGUUGUGGUCAUCUGCCUGAUGUUAUACGCUCUUCUCUGGAAGGCUGGCAACCUCAUUGACCUGCCCAACCUGAGAAUCGGCUUCUACAACUUCUGCCUGUGGAAUGAGGACACCGGCACCCUACAGUGUCACCAGUUCCCUGAGCUGGAGGCCCUGGGGGUGCCUCAGGUUGGCCUGGCCCUGGCCAGGCUUGGCAUGUACGGGGCCCUAGUCCUCACCCUCUUUGCCCCCCAGCCUCUCCUCCUAGCCCGGUGCAACAGUGAUGAGGGGGCAUGGCGGCUGGCAGUGGGCUUCCUGGCUGUGUCCUCUGUGCUGCUGGCCGGCGGCCUGGGCCUCUUCCUCUUCUAUGUGUGGAAGUGGGUCAGGCUCUCCCUCCCGGGGCCUGGGUUUCUAGCUCUGGGCAGUGCCCAGGCCUUACUCAUCCUCUUGCUUAUGGCCACGGCUGUGUUCCCUCUGAGGGCUGAGAGGGCUGAGAGCAAGCUUGGGAGCUGCUAAAGGCUUAUGUAAUUGCAAGGGUUCAGUUCCAACCAUGGUCAGAGGUGGCACAUCUGCUCAGCCAUCUCAUUUUACAGCUAACGCUGAUCUCCAGCUCCAGCGAUGGAACCCACUACAGAGGAGGUGGGGCCCCCAUAUCAAAGAGGCCAAGGGGCGGCAAGGGCAGCCAGGGCACCUGCAGCUUCUUAGUAUAAGAUUGUCUGUCCUUCAGGACUUCCAAGGCUCCCAAAGACUCCCUAAACCACGCAGCUCAUUGUCACACCAAUUCCUGCUUUAAUUAAUGGAUGUGAGCAAAUCCUCCUCUAGCUUCAGGAGGGUGGGGAGGGAGCGAUUGCUGUCACGGGGCCAGAUUUCCAGGCUGAUUUGCCAAAUGCCAAACUGAAACCUAGCAAAGACUUAUGGCAAUAAACAAGGACAUUCCAAGAGCGAGCACCUCAGUGUCUCUAGGGGCAUGGUUAAGGAGCUUCCACUCGGCCCACCAUGGUGAGUGGGCCGCCAUAAGCCAUCACUGGAACUCCAACCCCAGAGGUCCAGGAGUGAUCUCUGAGUGACUCAACAAAGACGGGACACAUAGGGUACAAAGACAAGCCUUGACUGCUUCAAAGCUUCCCUGGACCUGAAGCCAGACAGGGCAGAGGCAUCCGCUGACAAAUCACUCCCAUGAUGAGACGCUGGAGGACUCCAAAUCCUUGCUGUGAACAGGACUGGACGGCUGCGCACAUACAAACGCUGCCACCCUCCACUUCCCAACCCAGAACUUGGAAAGACAUUAGCACAACUUACACAUUGGGGAACUGUGUGUAUUUUCCAGCACCUGUGUAUUUGAAAACCUGUGUGGCAAGUGAUUUACUCAUCUAUUCCUGUCCAAAGCCACAACGAAAACAAAGGCAGAAACAUGUA